ACGCUCUGGUUGAUACCCUCAACCAACAAUUAAUAAUAAAACUGGAGUUAAUCUAAUUUCAAAAAAUAAAUAAAAAAUAAAAAUAUUUAAUGAAGAAAAUACUAAAUAUAAACUUAAUAUUAAAAAAAUUAAUACUAAUAAGAAUAAAUUUGAAUAAAUUCUAUAUUUAUAUAAUUUUCUUCUAGCUAAAAUUAUUAAAGUACAAACUCAAAAUCUUAGUAAAAUUAAACUAUAAGAUCAAAAGUCAAUACCUAAAAUAUUUGAAAUAGAAAAAUAAUUUAAACCUCUACCAUAAUUAAAAAAAAAUAAAAAUGUAAAAAAAAAAUAUUAAUCAUUGAAUUAAUCAAAAAUUUUUUUUAAAACAUAAAGGAAUCAAAAAAAUUAAUCUAAAUAAAAAUCUUAUCAUAAAGAAGAAAAAGUUAAAAUAUAAUCAUUACCAUAAACACGAACUAUUAUAAUUAAAAUUGCUAAGCCUAAAGAACCUUCACAAACUCUUAUUGUUAAAAAAAUUAUAGAAAAAAAAUAUUCAUAAUUUAAAUUUCUUAAAUAAAAAAAAAUUGAAUAUAUAAAGCAAUUACAAUAAACUCUAAACUUAAUAAUAUUAAUAAUAAAUGCUUACGAUUUAAAAUAAAACUAAUAAUUCCAGAUAAAAAUAUUAUUAAUAAUAAAAAAUAUAUUAUCAUUAAAGUUUUAAUAAUUUAAAUAAAAUAUUGGUCUUGUAAAUCAAAAAUAAGAUAAAUCUUUUAAAACUUCAGAUAUAUAAAAAUUAUUUCAUUAAUCUCCAAAAUUAAUAUUUUAUAUAAACUAAUAUCUGAUAUUUCAACUUUAAUUACUAUAAUAAUUAUAUGUUCAAUUAUAUUUAUAUUAUUAAAUCACCCUUUAACUUGUGGCUUAAUAUUAUUAAUACAAACAAUUUUCACAUCAGUUAUUACAGGAUUAAUAAAUUAUAAUUACUGAUUUUCUUAUAUUUUAUUUUUAAUUAUAGUAGGAGGAAUAUUAAUUCUUUUUAUUUAUAUGACCAGAAUUGCUUCAAAUGAAAAAUUUAAAUUUAAUUUUAAUAUAACUUUAAUAAUAAUUAGAAUUUUUAUUAUUAUUUCUAUAUUAAGAUUUUGUUGAGAUUAUUUUUAUUUUAAUUCUUUUAUAAAAAUUAUAGAAAUAAAUAAUCAAUUUAAUAUUAUUAAUAAUAAAUUAUCUCUAAUUAAAUAUUUUAACUUUCCAAAUAAUUUAAUUAUAAUAAUAAUAAUUAUUUAUUUAUUUAUUACUUUAAUUGCAGUAGUAAAAAUUACAAAAUUUUUAUAUGGCCCAUUACGACAAAAAUUUUAAUGAAAAUACCUUUACGAAAAAUUAAUCCUCUAUUAAAAAUUAUUAAUAAUUCAUUAAUUAUUUUACCAACUCCCUCUAAUAUUUCUUCAAUAUGAAAUUUUGGAUCAAUAUUAGGACUAUGUUUAGGAAUUCAAAUUAUUACAGGCCUAUUUUUAGCCAUACAUUACUGCCCAAAUGUAGAAUUAGCAUUUAAUAGAGUUACCCAUAUUUGUCGAGAUGUAAAUUAUGGUUGAUUACUACGAACAUUACAUGCAAAUGGAGCAUCAUUUUUUUUUAUUUGUUUAUAUAUUCACAUUGGUCGAGGGAUAUAUUAUAGAUCUUAUAAUAUAAUUGAAACUUGAAUAAUUGGAGUAACAAUUUUUUUUCUUACAAUAGCAACAGCAUUUCUAGGAUAUGUAUUACCAUGAGGUCAAAUAUCAUUUUGAGGAGCAACAGUAAUUACUAACUUAAUAUCAGCUAUUCCCUAUUUAGGAAAUAUACUAGUCCAAUGAAUUUGAGGGGGAUUUGCAGUAGAUAAUGCAACUCUAACUCGAUUCUUUACAUUUCAUUUUAUCUUACCUUUUAUUAUUUUUGCAUUUAUAAUUAUUCAUCUUUUAUUUUUACAUCAAACAGGAUCAAGAAAUCCUUUAGGGACAAAAAGAAAUAUUGAUAAAAUUCCAUUUCAUCCUUAUUUUACUUUCAAAGAUUUACUUGGAUUUUUAAUUUUAUUAUUAUUAUUAACAACAUUAACUUUAAAAGACCCAUAUUUAUUAGGAGACCCUGAUAAUUUUACUCCUGCAAAUCCUCUUGUUACACCUGUUCAUAUUCAACCAGAAUGAUAUUUUUUAUUUGCAUAUGCAAUUUUACGCUCAAUCCCAAAUAAAUUAGGUGGAGUAAUUGCAUUAGUAAUAUCAAUUGCUAUUUUAUAUAUUUUACCUUUUAUUAAUAAAAAAAAAAAAUUUAAGAACUCAAUUUUAUCCAAUCAAUAAAAUAUUAUUUUGAAGAUUAUUGUCUAUUGUAAUUUUAUUAACAUGAAUCGGAGCACGACCAGUUGAAGAUCCAUAUAUUUUAACUGGACAAAUUUUAACUAUUGUAUAUUUUUUAUAUUAUUUAAUAAACCCAUUAAUAAGAAAAUGAUGAGAUUCAAUUAUUUUUAAUUA
Messenger RNA from Diabrotica virgifera virgifera (western corn rootworm), 2462 nucleotides. Its product is annotated as cytochrome b-like. Gene Ontology annotation, biological process: mitochondrial electron transport, ubiquinol to cytochrome c. Lineage: Eukaryota; Metazoa; Arthropoda; Insecta; Coleoptera; Chrysomelidae. Gene Ontology annotation, cellular component: membrane. Gene Ontology annotation, molecular function: electron transfer activity. The record is from RefSeq and is a predicted model, not a curated record. The transcript has a single exon.